ACCAGCAUGUUUCCUCCACCCCCCUAAUUUGUUGAUUUAAUCAAUAUUAUUAAUGUUGAAUCAUCUUCUGGAAAGAAGAGGCUCAGAGCUUCUCCGCAGAAGAAUUUAAGAGGGAUUUUUCACCCUAAAAUGGUGAAAUAAUUAAAGUGGACAGAAGAGACCCCUUUCAUUAAGAUUACCAGGUUUCCAGGUUUUUUGCCGCCACAGUCACUCACCAGGACCCCAUGGACAAGUCCUUCCCCUGCCUACCCCAUGGGGCUUCAGCACCAUUCACUGCCUCACUUCCACCUUCUCCCCAAACCCAGAUCUGCCGUGAACCUGGAAUUGAGGAUUUGUUGGUGUCUCUGUGGAGCUGUUGAACUUUCCGCAUAUUGGAGGCUGCAGGAUCUUCUGACUGCAGCCCACGUACAAAGGCCUCUCCAGCUUUGGAAGGUGGGCUGGUACUCAGAGUCAACAUGCCAGCUAAUGGGAAAUCACCCCAGAGGUUUCCUGCCCUGGUUCCAGGACAACCUGGCAGAUCAUUUGAGAUUGUUGUUACAGGGAUCUGUGUCAUUUGAAGACGUGGCUGUGGAUUUUACCCGACAGGAGUGGUACAGACUGGACCCUGCCCAGAGGACCAUGCACAAGGAUGUGAUGCUGGAGAACUACAGCAACCUGGCAUCUGUGGGCCUCUGCGUGGCCAAACCAGAGAUGAUCUUCAAGUUGGAGCGAGGGGAAGAACUGUGGAUAUUAGAGGAGGAAUCCUCAGGCCAUGGUUACCCAGGCUCUCUGUCACUGCUGUGUGCCAACAAUUCUGUUGGGGGUAAUGCCCUCAGUCAUGAUAAUGACCUUCAGCAUCAGAAGCUUCAAACUUUGGAUCAAACUGUUGAAUAUGGGAAAGCCUUCUACAAGAGAACAGCCUUUGUUGGACAUAAAAGAACACACACAGGAGAGAAAAACUUUGAAUGUCAUGAAUGUGGGAAAACUUACUGCAGGAAAUCAAAUCUUAUUGAACAUCUGAGAAUACACACAGGCGAGAGACCCUAUAAAUGUGGUGAAUGUGCAAAAACCUUUAGUGCAAGAUCAUACCUCAUUGCUCAUCAGAAAACUCACACAGGGGAGAAGCCCUUUGAAUGUAAUGAAUGUGGAAAAUCUUUUGGCAGGAAGUCACAACUCAUUCUACAUCGGAGAACACACACAGGAGAGAGACCCUAUGAAUGCACUGAGUGUGGGAAAACCUUUUCUGAGAAGGCAACCCUCAUGAUUCAUCAGAGAACUCACACAGGGGAGAAACCCUAUGAAUGUGGCGAAUGUGGUAAAACAUUUCGUGUUAAGAUAUCCCUUACUCAACACCAGAGAACUCACACAGGGGAGAAACCCUAUGAAUGUGGUGAUUGUGGGAAAAACUUUCGUGCAAAAAAAUCCCUAAACCAACAUCAAAGAAUUCACACAGGCGAGAAACCCUAUAAAUGUGGUGAAUGUGGAAAAUUCUUCAGAAUGAAGAUGACUCUCAAUAAUCACCAGAGAACUCAUACAGGUGAAAAACCCUAUCAGUGUAACGAAUGUGGGAAAUCUUUCAGGGUGCACUCAUCUCUUGGAAUACAUCAGCGAAUUCACACAGGAGAGAAACCUUAUGAAUGUAAUAAAUGUGGUAAUGCCUUCUAUGUCAAAGCACGCCUCAUUGAACAUCAGAGAAUGCAUUCAGGAGAGAAACCCUAUGAAUGUAGUGAAUGUGGAAAAAUCUUCAGUAUGAAGAAAUCCCUGUGUCAACAUCGGAGAACUCACAUAGGAGAGAAACUUUAUGAAUGAAGUGAAUGCAGGAAUGCCUUCUAUGUGCAAGUAUGCCUCAUUGACACAGGAGAGAGACCCUUUGAAUGUCAAGGAUGUGGGAAAGCCUUCUGCCAGAAAGCACACCUCAGAGAACAUCAGAGAACUCACUUAGGCCAGCCCUUGCCUUGUACUAUGGAGAAAGCUUCUCUAAGAAGAUUCCCCUCACCAUUUGACCAAGCUCUUUGGGCCAUCUGAUUACUGGUGCACACAGAGUGCACUUGUAACAAUUUGGCUCUUAUGUUGGUGUGAAAAUUGUCCUGAUCGCCUUAGGGAGUGGCUCAUUGUUGUUUUCAUUUCAUUUGGAUUUCCCUAAUUAGUGGUGAGGUUGAACAUUGGCUUACCUGUUGACUGGCCAUUUGUUUUAUUUCGUCUGUGCAAUGACUGUUCAUAUCCUUUGCUCAUUGUUUUCUAAUGGGCUGUUUAUCUUUUACUUCUUGGUUUAAAUGUUGUUUUUCUUGUUUUUUUUUAAUAUGUGAAAAUAUAAAAAUCCUUUUUCAGUCA
Molecule: messenger RNA, 2310 nt
Organism: Lagenorhynchus albirostris (white-beaked dolphin)
Lineage: Eukaryota; Metazoa; Chordata; Mammalia; Artiodactyla; Delphinidae
Gene: ZNF157
Product: zinc finger protein 157
Exons: 5
Coding region: 253-1788 (511 amino acids)
Biological process (GO): negative regulation of transcription by RNA polymerase II
Molecular function (GO): DNA-binding transcription repressor activity, RNA polymerase II-specific
Source: RefSeq, a predicted model, not a curated record